Dothidotthia symphoricarpi CBS 119687 is the source of this 3831-nucleotide messenger RNA. RefSeq lists its product as uncharacterized. NCBI's taxonomy places the organism in Eukaryota, Fungi, Ascomycota, Dothideomycetes, Pleosporales, Dothidotthiaceae. The coding region runs from base 1 to 3831 and encodes 1276 amino acids. Gene Ontology annotation, molecular function: protein binding. The record is from RefSeq and is a predicted model, not a curated record. The transcript has a single exon.
AUGGUCUUCAAGAGCUUCCAUCUCGCGCGCCAGAGUCUUGCCAAAGGCUUUACUCACGGUUAUGCUCAAUCUGUAGUUGCCGGUGUUUCUCCCCUAAACCUCAACCACGAGCGAUUCCGCAAGGGCCUCAAAAACCAACAUGCCUUUGCUUCCACCACUGCAGCCAUCAAGGCCUUGGGGCCGAGCUCCCACGAUCACCAGGAUUCCGGUCUAGCUGCUUACUACACGGCAUGGCAAAAGAGUCAACGUACCGAGGACACGGAGUGGUCGCAAUACCAGUUCCGCAAGCUCAUCGAAUGGGAUCCCAAGGCUUCGCAAAAGAAUGUGGUUGAGGCCAAGGAGAAUGAUGUGGCUGUUGAAGAGUCGACCGAACCUAUUCCAGCGCGGGCUGGGAUUAGUCGCGCGUACAGCACGAGCCAGGUCGAUGAUUUCAUGAAGGUUGCUGGCGAUGAGGGCGCGGAAAAGAUUGCCUUAGCGCAAGUGGAUGAGGCAAUCGCGCAAGAGACGGCUAAGCUUCAGGCAAACAACGAGGCCGCUCGAUUAGCUGAGGAACAUGCGUCAUCAAUCCAAGAGGAACGGCCAGUCUCACCCGCCACCGUCGCUGAUACGCUUGUGGAAUCGGUUACUCCAACCCGCACGGAAUCGACGCUUGCCCCGAGUCCAAUCGAAGCGGUCGACGAGUACACUGUGCAACUGGAAAGGCUCGCAGAAAACCGCAGAUAUGCCGAGGUUCCCGCAGUCUUCGAGUCCAUGCUUCGUUCUGGCAUCAAGCCUUCGGUUGCUGCAUACAAUGCUCUUCUGUCAGCAGCGAUCCAUCUUCCACAGGCCAAGCACCAGGCUGUCCCCAAGGCCCUGGAUGUUUACUCUGAUAUGCUCCGUCGACGAGUAGCUCCUGAUACGGCAACAUACACUGCGCUCCUCGAGCUUCUCUCAGUGCGAUCACUAGAAGUAGUGUCGAUGAAACAGAGCCUCGAGGAAAAACGACUACGCUAUGGCGGAUUGGAAGAGGAGGGCAGGUUCAUGCUUCAGUCAAACGAGACCGAUUACGCCAUCUUGGCCGAAGACGGAUCGCUCUCAGUCGCCGUCAAGCUCUUUGAUGCCGCUGUCAACAUCGAGUCAGGUCGAACCUUCUCGGAAAAGACUUACCGUCUGCUAGUCACCGCAUGUGCAGAGGGUGAGCGCGUGGAGGAUAUGGUGCGCAUCUACUCGCACAUGGAGUCUCGCACUGUAACCCCUGCUGGGGAUAUGUUUGUGCCCAUGAUUCACGCCUUUGGGAGGUCUGGCGAUCUGAGGAGCGCUGUCGAAUGCUACGAUGAAUACAAGGCACUUGCGAUCUCGAACGACAACGGUCAGGUUGAGCUUGUCAGGAAAGACAACGAUGUGUACGCUGCCCUGGUCAAGGCUUAUGCGAUCUGCGACCGCUUCGAGGGAGGAGAGAAAUUUCUUUCCAAGAUCGAAAAGGCCCUCACUACCCCGGAACACGUCAGAUCUGUGCGCGACAUUGUCACGUUGAAGGCUUUCCUGCCACAAUGGUUGAAAAACGGUUCUUUCCAGGAGGCUUUUGCACACGCUACCGAACACUUGAGCACACAGGCGCGCCACAUUGCCAUGGCUGCCAUCUGCAUCAAGGCAGCUGACCGCGAUGCGAUGAAUGUCGCCACUGAGGCUUUCGAUGCUCUUCCUGCAGAGACCGAUCUCGCUCGGCCAAUCAUGGCAAUGGGAGCUAUGCACAUCCGCAAUGGAAACAUUGAGGCUGCAGAGAUCUUCUGGAGAAUGCUCGAGCUUUCGCCUACCAAGCCUGAGUUUAUCGAGCCUACUUCCAUGCACACCAUUGCACUGAUUGGGAGUGGACAUGCUGAGCGUGGUCUCCGACAGGGUCGUCAGAUGUUUGCUCGCAUUCGCGACUCGCAGACGGGCUCUAACCAGGCCAAGAUGGAGGUCGUUGAGCACAUCGACGAGGCUAUCGAGGUAACGGGACAAUUUAUGAUGAAACGUGGUAUCUUCCUUCCGCCGCGGGCGUGCAUGGAAUUGAUGUGGACGAUGAUUGAGAACGGCGGCCUAGUCACCCCAGUUGCUUUACACCUACUUGCUGGUAUGGGACCUCAGGCCAUCGCUCAACUAAGCUUCGAAGACAUCACUCUCCUGAUGCAAGUCCAGUCUGGGAUUAUUCUCCAGACGGCAGAUGCUGAUGCUGCUCACGCUUCUCGGUUCUCCCACCUCCUCGAGGUCAUUACCUCCAGCGGCAAGCCGGUCAAUAAGACGACGUCUGGAAUUGUUGAGCAGGUUCUUCCCAAGCUUGACCGAGGCGACCUUCAGCACCGAUGGUAUAGCUACAAGCACCCCGCCCCCGAGUCGAUGUACUCUCCAGCAACACCCGCAGCACCCACCUUUGAGGAUCAGUACGACCCAUAUGCUGCGUCGACGGACAACAAGGGCUCAGUUGCGAUUACGGAGCUGCUCGAGAAGACUCACGGACGACCGUCGUCGCACCUCAAUGAGGCUCUGAUGAAGUUCAGGAACAUGCGCCGAGCCGGACGUCAUCCUCGCUUCUUCACCUACGCCAAGCUCAUCACUGCUGCUGCGAAGGAGGACCGCCUGACGUUGGCUCACGACAUGCUCAACCUCGCAAAGCAGGAUGUACCUCUUCUACCACAAUACCGCAUUGUGCGUUACGGCUGGGUUACUAUCUUGGAUGCUAUGGUGGCUGCUUGUCUCACCUGCGGUCAGCGUGAUCUUGCUGGUCGAUACCACCAGGAUCUACUCGACAUGGGUGCUGCUCCUACCGCUAACACGUUUGGUCUCUACAUCACGACGCUCAAGGAGUCAACCAAGACGUUCGACGAAGCGACUGAGGCGGUCAAGAUCUUCCUCCGCGCCAAGUCUGAGGGUGUCGAGCCAUCGUCGUUUCUCUACAACGCUUUGAUCGGCAAGCUUGGAAAGGCGCGUCGUAUCGAUGACUGCUUGUUCUACUUCUCCGAGAUGCGCAACCUUGGUAUUCGCCCGACGUCCGUCACUUACGGUACCAUUGUCAACGCGCUCUGCCGUGUCAGCGAUGAAAAGUUUGCCGAGGAGCUCUUUGAGGAGAUGGAGAGCAUGCCCAACUACAAGCCCCGGCCUGCGCCCUAUCACAGUAUGAUGCAGUUCUUCCUGACGACCAAGCGCGACCGGAGCAAGGUGCUCGCCUACUACGAGCGUAUGCGAUCAAAGCACAUUGAGCCCACCACGCACACCUACAAGCUGCUGAUCGACACCUAUGCCACGCUUGAGCCAGUCGAUAUGGAGGCUGCAGAGCGCGUGUUGGAGCAGGUCCGCCCCGCCGGUGGGAUCCCAGAAGCCGUUCACUACUCUUCUCUGAUUCAUGCCAAGGGCUGCGUCCUCCACGACAUGGAAGGUGCGCGCAAGCUUUUCGACACGGUGCUUGGGGAUUCCCGAGUCCGACCUCAAGCUUGCCUCUACCAGGCGCUGUUCGAAGCUAUGGUGGCCAACCAUCAGAUUGAGCACACGCAGUCUAUCCUCGAAGACAUGGCUGCGCGCGGUGUCGAAAUGACACCCUACAUUGCCAACUCGCUCAUCCAUGGCUGGGCUCUAGCGCACGACAUCGCGAAGGCGAAGACUAUCUACGAGUCGGUGCCAGAGCACAGGCGUGAGCCCAGCACGUAUGAAGCGAUGACGCGUGCGUACAUGGCGGUGGAAGACCGGGCGGCGGCCAUGACUGUUGUCAAUGAGGGCCUGUCGCGAGGCUACCCUGCUGCCGUCGCCGGCAAGAUUCUCGAGCUUGUUGGUGGUGGUCGCGCGUCUGUGUCUGUGCCUGUACCUGAGGUCACUGCUUGA